This is a messenger RNA of Micropterus dolomieu (smallmouth bass), 827 nucleotides long. RefSeq names its product spexin-like. The record is from RefSeq and is a predicted model, not a curated record. The coding region runs from base 96 to 701 and encodes 201 amino acids. Gene Ontology annotation, molecular function: neuropeptide hormone activity. The transcript has 6 exons. Lineage: Eukaryota; Metazoa; Chordata; Actinopteri; Centrarchiformes; Centrarchidae.
UUCACAAUAACGACCUGCAGCUCAAACAUCAGUCAUUUUGAAAAACUGCACCAGGGAGCUGAAAGUGCUAAUGGCAGCUGUUUAAAUUCAGAAAAAUGUACAGUACACUACCGCUCUCAAUGAAAGGAGCAGAAUUGAUCGAUGGCUCCGUUCAUUCACUUUCCCAACCGCCCCCAUUUCAUCAAAAUGGCGUGACCUAUGGCUGCUGCCCAACUGGUGGAGCACAGAGGGUUCCCCGCCACAGAGGAUAUAAAUACAUGGAGAGCGAGCAAUUACCUAGAAGCAUUUACCCUCUCAUCGUCUCUGUUGGACACCAGGCUCAAAAGAUCUCUGACACCAUGAAAGGUUUGAGGACCAUCACAUUAAGUUAUGUACUCACCCUUUUACUACUGGCGUCCUUUAUUGCACAGUCGUGGAGUGCACCGAAGGGCUCUUUCCAACGGAGAAACUGGACCCCGCAGGCUAUGUUGUACCUCAAGGGCACUCAGGGACGCAGAUUCAUCUCAGAAGACCGAAAAGAAGGAGAUGUCUAUGACACAUUACACUUAGAGACCCGCAGUCAGAACACAGAGAAACUGAGCGUGGAUCAGGCUGCCACUGUCCUGCUCAAUUUCCUGCAGCAGACCAGAGAGGGAGCCGAUGAAAACCCAAAUGACGUGUAUUUCCAGGAGCUGCCGGUGUGGAAGAGAGAAUAUUUCUGAUUUUUGAAUACAAGGUGUUCGGUUCUUUGUGAGGGAGAAGAACAGCUGUUUUGUAAAUAUGAAUUCUCUGACUACGUUUGAAAUGUGAUGUUUUAAUAAAAAGAGUAUGUAUUCAUAGCACUAUUA